Acipenser ruthenus (sterlet) is the source of this 3550-nucleotide messenger RNA. Its product is annotated as cAMP-dependent protein kinase catalytic subunit beta. Gene Ontology annotation, cellular component: nucleus; cAMP-dependent protein kinase complex. The transcript is spliced from 10 exons. Gene Ontology annotation, biological process: peptidyl-serine phosphorylation. Gene Ontology annotation, molecular function: ATP binding; cAMP-dependent protein kinase activity. NCBI's taxonomy places the organism in Eukaryota, Metazoa, Chordata, Actinopteri, Acipenseriformes, Acipenseridae. The record is from RefSeq and is a predicted model, not a curated record. The coding region runs from base 536 to 1591 and encodes 351 amino acids.
UUUUGCACACCCGCAAUGUGCUUCUAUUGAAAGUAUUCAUCAUGCUGUCAUAGGAAGUCACAGGUAGAAAAAGCAGUGCAAGAAAAGAUAAAACACAGGCCCACGAAACUUGUUUUCGGAGCGCUUUUAUAUUGCGUUUCAAAGUUUUGGUGGUUUACCCAUCUCGAGCAAAUUUCAAACCUUACCAAAAAACAAAUUAUGUUAACUCGCCACGGCGGCCAAGUGUCGCUGUAGUUCCUCUCAUUGAUCUCGCGUCACUUCCGGUGUGUAAGAGUAUUUUUUUUUAUGUGGCUGAGAAUCAACACUGGAGAUUGAGGGGAGAAAGAGUGUAUGUCUGUGUUAGAAAGAUAGAGACGAGAGAUCCCCGACAAUAACAACACAAGCAAGAAGAUUAAGAAGAAGAAAGGGCGGACACAUCAAGAUUUUUUUUUUUUUAAAUAUAGAAAAGCGAGGGACAGGAAAGCGACGGGGAACCCUCCACCUCCAGCAGUAUCGCCAUCUCUGCACUCCGAGCCACUGCUGUGUCUUCCUUACGAUGGGAAACGCUGCUACCGCCAAGAAAGGCAACGAGCUGGAGAGCGUGAAAGAGUUCUUAGCCAAAGCCAAAGAAGAUUUCUUAAGAAAAUGGGAAUGUCCACCACAGAGUACCACCGGUCUAGAUGACUUUGAGAGGCAAAAAACCCUUGGCACAGGCUCAUUCGGAAGAGUUAUGUUGGUAAAACAUAAAGGAACAGAGCAGUACUAUGCCAUGAAGAUACUGGAUAAGCAGAAGGUUGUCAAACUGAAGCAGAUAGAGCACACGUUAAAUGAGAAGAGAAUAUUACAGGCUGUGUGCUUCCCAUUUCUUGUAAGGUUGGAGUAUGCCUUUAAGGACAACUCUAAUUUAUAUAUGGUGAUGGAGUAUGUUCCAGGGGGAGAAAUGUUUUCACAUCUUAGAAGAAUUGGAAGGUUUAGUGAACCCCACGCACGAUUUUAUGCAGCUCAGAUAGUACUGACAUUUGAGUACCUCCAUUCACUAGACCUCAUCUACAGAGAUCUGAAACCUGAAAAUCUUUUAAUCGAUCAACAUGGGUACAUCCAGGUCACAGACUUUGGUUUUGCCAAAAGAGUAAAAGGCAGAACUUGGACGUUGUGUGGAACUCCAGAAUAUCUGGCUCCAGAGAUUAUCCUCAGCAAGGGCUACAAUAAAGCUGUGGACUGGUGGGCACUGGGUGUUCUAAUCUACGAAAUGGCAGCGGGCUAUCCUCCAUUCUUUGCUGACCAGCCUAUUCAAAUAUAUGAAAAAAUUGUCUCUGGAAAGGUACGAUUCCCCUCACACUUCAGUUCAGACUUGAAAGACCUUCUGAGGAAUUUACUUCAGGUAGACCUGACCAAACGGUAUGGCAAUCUGAAGAAUGGUGUAAAUGACAUUAAGAACCACAAAUGGUUUGCAACUACAGAUUGGAUUGCCAUCUACGAGAGAAAGGUGGAAGCCCCUUUCAUACCAAAGUGCAGAGGCCCUGGAGAUACAAGCAACUUCGAUGACUAUGAAGAAGAGGACAUCCGCGUGUCUGUUACAGAAAAAUGCGCAAAAGAGUUUUCCGAUUUUUAGAAUGUGAGAGUGAGGUUGCAUCAGGGCUAGUAUAUUGGGAUCUUUGCACUCUGCUAAGAGAUGGGGUGGAGCUGAGACCAUCAUAUUUGUUAAAACAAUUACCUAGUUCCUUCAUUCCACAAGGCUGAAUGAGGUUCUUAAUGCCAUAGUCCUUGUGUGCAGUUAGCACUAACCCUCAUACACAGGCACAUUUAAGGAGACACUCCCUGUGCUGCGACACAAAAUGCUAGACCACUUUCUUAACUUUCUUUUUGUUUAUUUUGAGUUCCGAAGCAGUUGUCUUUGUCUUUUAAUGUUGUUUUCCCCCCUCUUGUUUUUUUUUUGUUUUUUUUUAAGCAAAGUGGUAUUUUACAGAAGAAAAAAACAUCUUUUAUGUCAAUGUUUAAUGAUUGAGUGAUUGUAUCAGGAGGUGUUGCACUUGGUGUGAUAUAGGUUGAAAUGAAAGAUAGGUGUUGCUUCUAGUGUUUGCCAGCCAACAGUUUUUGUCUGUUACAUGUCUGAGACUUUAAAAGUUAUUAAAGAAAAAUCUUCAGCUAGCUCAGACUAGAAUCUAGACAACAUUCUUGGCAUCUUUCGGAAGUAGUACUAUAUCUUCGUGUGUAUCUAUAUAUCAAUCAAACAAGAAUAAAGCAUUGUGGUUAUCCAAGCAUGACCAAAAUUAGAAUGAAUUUGAUGGCCGACACAGGGUAGACAAAGCCCUGUGCCUUGAGAAUUCCUGUAUAAUCAAUCCCUAUCAAUUUUUCAUUCUUCAUCAGGACAGUAUCCAUGCCUUAAUACAGCUAGAUACUGCAGAGUGCGGCAAACCUACAGAUACAGCAGAACAUCGUCAAAGUAGAGAGAUCUUUGUACCAUUUGUAGCAGUGUUUUACCAGUAUGUCAGGUCAUAGAUCAUUUUGUUUCAACUCCUGUAAUACAUUUAUUGAAAUAAUGUUGGUACAUUUUUAAAUGAGGCACAAGAUAAAAGGAAAGUUUCAGGUACUAAGAGACAAUUUGGACCCCUUUUUAAAAUUUGGUAGACUUCUGCGUCACUGUAUAGCUCCGCUGCAAGCUGUGUUAAAACAAAAAAAAACUGUACUUGGAGUGAAGUGCCAUACUGAAAUGGUCCAUUGCUAGCUGCAACGUGUGCAAAAAGGGUUACUGACAAUUGUUUCUGUGGCACAGUGUUGGUAAAACUGGACUGGGCACGUGCAUUAACAAAAGUCACUCCAUUUUGAGUUUUUAAUGCUUAAGUUGUGUUUUGCAAAUUUCUCAAAUGAGAUGUGUAAAACUACCAUAUUUGUAUGUAUUAGAAAGUAAGAUUUUUUUUUUUUUGCUUGAUUUUAAGUUAUAUUCACACACCAACUAAGACGAUUACAAAUGCUGAUGUGUGCAAGCUUCAGCACUUUCUAUCCUGUUUAAUUCUGUGUUUUUUGAGACUCAUAAGUUACAUCUUUUUGCCUUUGUUUUCUUAUACAUAUUUGUUUUUAUUUAUACACAAUGGGCUGUCAAAUAAUAAAUUAUUAUUUUUUGAACAGUUAAGAAUGGCAUAGUUCUUACUGUCUUCAAGAAAGUACAUUUCAAGCCCAUAGACAUGAAAUAAUACCUUUUAAACAUUAAAACAGAUUAGUGUCGGUGUAUAGCCAUUGUACAUGUUGGAGUGUCGUGACUAAUAAUACACUGAUCACUUCCUUCUGAGCUAUAUGACACGCCUCAAAAACAAUUAUUUGUCAUCAUUUUACAUUACCAGUAUGGGCUCUACUAUCAAUUCUAUAUGUGUUUAGUUUGUUGGAUAUUUUGCACAACAAUGUCAUUAGAAGGCUGACACUGAUCGUAGUUUUUGUCCACCCAUAUUUACUUGUAUGUGCAAGGGAAGUAAAAAAUACUUUGCUGUAGCAGAUUUUAUGUAACAAAAGAUAUAUACGUCACGUUAAUAAAUUACAAAAAAAAUAAAAAUAAAUCCUUUGUAUGAAAAUGUUAAAA